AUACCCUUGAUACAGAAAAAUGUCAAUCGCAUUGUUAUCUAAAACUUUUAAAUUGAUUUCAUUAACAGCUCCAGUGACUUCAUCAGUAAUUCUAUCAAGGAAUUAUGCUUUCAAGUCAGAUCUUAAAAUUUAUUGGAAGAGACCUGUUAAAGUUCCUUCAAUAUCACCGGAAAAAAGCGGCGAUUUGGAAAAAAUAACAUGGCCAAAAGAAAACGAAUUGAUGGAGAGCUAUGAAAAAUCUGAAGAGUUGAAAACUGCUGACGAUUUAGUAAAAGCACAGUUUACCUUUGCGUUCAACAAAAGAGGAGCAAUGGUCAGAGUGGUCACAAAUGAAACAAAUCAAUUAGUCAAAAGACAUUGUCUUGAUACCGCAUCUCACGAGCGCUUAAUUGCAGGAAUGACAACAAAAAUACGAUCAUUGCAGGAUAUUGUUGAACAAUUUCCGAGAAAUAAAGUUGUUAAGAAACAACUAAAGGAGCUCAUUGAGAAACGAAAAAAGUAUUUGAGACUUUUGCGUAAAUGGGAUUAUAGAAAAUUUGAAUGGAUUCUGGAUCAACUUAAUUUAAAGUAUAAACCUUAUCCUGAAAAGUUCCAUCCCAUAACAAGAAAAGAUGGUUUAAGAAAACUUACGAAGCUUCACUGUGAAAAUCUUCAACAAGAGAAACUCGAUGCAUACAGAAAGGAACUUGAAACGAAACAAUUAAGUUUCCUUGAAGAUAAAUUAAAAAAUCUAGAAUUUAUUAGAAAGGAACAAAUUGAAUGUAGAGUUCCGGUGUCUAUCACUACAGAUGAAAUUGAUGCUGUUAGAAAGCAAUAUAAAGAACUUAAAUCGAGACGCGACGAGGAGGCAGAAAUCAUUAAAGCUAAAAACGUUGAAGAUGAUUACGAGUUAAAACUGUAAAACAUGAACAUAAAUUUAAUAAACACACAUGUAGUUAAAAAUAAAA
Molecule: messenger RNA, 947 nt
Organism: Clunio marinus
Lineage: Eukaryota; Metazoa; Arthropoda; Insecta; Diptera; Chironomidae
Source: the annotation of a GenBank genome assembly